AUGAUCCAUUGGAACAUCUGCAAAAACAUCGGCGCCCCAGUAAAGAAAAACUGGUACAACCACUACCCAGGGAAGGUGGUUGAAAACGAUAGGGGAAAAAUACUUUGGGACUUCCGAAUCCAGACUGACAGACGAAUUGAACACAAUACGCCGGACAUCGUGGUGAUAAUCCAAGAAACCAUCAAUAUAAUAGACAUAGCCAUCCCUGGAGACCCCCGAGUGAGAGAUAAGGAGAUCGAAAAAAUCAAUAAAUACCAGGAGCUAGGAAGAGAAAUGACCCGCCUAUGGAGAAAACCAUUCUCAGUCAUCCCAAUUGUCAUAGGAGCCAUGGGAGCCAUCACGUCGAAUUUGGGGAAACACCUUAUUGACCUCGAGAUCAUGGAGUUAAGCACCGCCCAGUUCCAGAAAACAGCGAUCUUUAGGACAGCGCAAAUAUUACGCAAACACUUGCGGAGUUUUAGGCCUCUGGUUGAGACCCGAACCUGA
This is a messenger RNA of Sitophilus oryzae (rice weevil), 486 nucleotides long. RefSeq lists its product as uncharacterized. The record is from RefSeq and is a predicted model, not a curated record. NCBI's taxonomy places the organism in Eukaryota, Metazoa, Arthropoda, Insecta, Coleoptera, Curculionidae. The coding region runs from base 1 to 486 and encodes 161 amino acids. The transcript has a single exon.